AACUAGAAAAACUGAACAAGAACGGAUAAGCCAGCGUGAACAGAAGAGAAUCAAUUGAAGAAGAGAAGAAGCUCGCGUCUCCACCACAGAAACAGACAGUCAUCAUCAUCAUCAUCAUCAUCAUCUUCUUCAUCACCAUUCCCCACAUUUCACAAACUCAAUCCCCGGCCCAGACUCUCUCUUCAAUUCAAUUCUGUACCUUUACACAGCCGCUCGGCCGGCCAUGGCUUCCCUCCAAAAUGCACCUUCUCUCUAUCGCACAUUGUCUUUCUUCCCUCAGCAGGCUGGAGGGUUGCAGAAGCAGCAGCUGCAAGGAAGAGGGGUUUCGUUUCUUGUUCGAGCCGACCAAUCUUCGUUUAGUUCCCCUGCUUCCAUUUCUCAAGCUCCGAGUGAGUCUCGUUGCCUUCACUUUCACUUAAGCUUGCUGAGUCGGCAUUCUCUUAAUGCGACAGAACUUGACAAUGGGGUUUCUGGCAUUUUUCCAAUUGGACGUUUUAUAGCAAAGGGUCGACGAAUUGACCAGUUUUGAGGGUCAAGUUUAGUCAAAAUAUGGGGUUCCAAAUGGUUCGCACUCUAUGUUGUUUAUUGCAGCUAUAUCAUCGGGGAGACGCCAAUUGGUUGCUGUUGGGAUGAUUGCUCCUUUCGUUUCCCUGGUUGAUCUAACUUCUUCUACUUCAUUUGCUGCAGAAAAUAAAAAGGGAUUCCUGCCGGUGACGGACAAUAAGGAUGGAUACUCAUUCCUCUACCCAUUCGGUUGGCAAGAAGUGACGAUUGAAGGUCAAGAUAAAGUGUACAAAGAUGUGAUAGAGCCACUUGAAAGUGUGAGUGUAACCGUGUUUCCGACGAACAAGGAAGAUAUUCGAGAUUUCGGGCCCCCUGAUCAGGUUGCAGGAACACUGAUCAAGAAGGUUUUAGCCCCUCCUUCCCAGAAGACCAAACUCAUUGAAGCCAAGGAGCAAGAAGUUGAUGGAAGAGCUUAUUACACAUUCGAGUUUGUAGCUCAGGCUCCCAACUUCACCCGCCACGCCCUUAGUGCAAUUGUCAUUGGCAAUGGAAAGCUGUACACCUUGACAACAGGAGCUAAUGAAAGGAGAUGGGGGAAGGUGAAGGAUCAGUUGCAGACAAUCGUGGAAUCAUUCAAAGUUACCAAUUUUCUGAAGUGACAAUUCUCACAAAGGACGAACCUAUUUCCUUUCAUAUUGAAAGCACAAAAUUGCUGUGCAUUUUGCAGAGUUGUAUAAGGCUUAUAAUCACCAAAAUUCAUUACCUGUUUCCAGUUUCAAAUAUAUACAUCUCUCUAUCUUCCUUCUGGUGUUUCUUGGUUGACAAAGUAGGCAAAUUCAAUAUCAAAGCGCAUGAACUUGAUCAACAAUUUGCAGCAGACUAUCUACGUGGGAUACCACAGCAAGUCACAACUCUGGCCCAUCCACUGAUAGGAUAAAGGAUACUAAAUUGGAAGUAUAAUGGAACAUCAAUAAGAAAAGGUCGGUAAACUAAAUUGAACACUUGAGUUCUCCAGAGGAAAGACAGGUACAGACAUGGAUGGACUCUGCUAACACCACAUAACUAGCAAAACUGUCCAAAACUUGAAAACAAUGCUAGAGUCUGAGAAGCAGUACAAAAUCGUGAAAUUUAGAUAAUCCCAAUCUUGUUUGCCACAUCCAAGGCAUCAUAGUCUGGAGUCAACCUGACAUAAGCCUUCUUGGUUCCAUCAGGCCUGAUCAAGGUGUUAACUUUCUUGGCCUGAAUGUCGUACAUCUUCUUGACGGCAGCUUUGAUCUUCUUCUUAUCGGCACGGAGAUCAACAAUGAAGACAAGGGUGUUGUUGUCCUCGAUCUUCUUCAUUGCAGAUUCAGUAGUCAAUGGGAACUUCAAAAUCUGGUAAUGGUCAAGCUUGUUCCUUGGAGGUGCACUGAUGCGAGGAUACUUGGGGUUCCUCUCCUUCUUCAGGGUCCUGGGGCGAUGAAAGGUGACCUUGGUCCUGAUCUUCUUGGCCUUCCUGUUGAAUGUUGGCCCUGAUUUCACAGCCUUGGCUGCCUUAGCAGCCUGUGCCUUCGGAUCAGCCUUCUUGGUAGCAUCAGCUGCAAAAAUGGGUGCAGAUUCAAAACUUCAAAACCAGACACAGGCCUUAUCAAAACGCAACAAUUCAUCUUUCUGACCCUCAGAUUCCGCUAAGAA
Messenger RNA from Linum tenue, 2178 nucleotides. NCBI's taxonomy places the organism in Eukaryota, Viridiplantae, Streptophyta, Magnoliopsida, Malpighiales, Linaceae. The record is from the annotation of a GenBank genome assembly.